GGAGGCCGAGUUAUUACGAUUGUAUCGAGUUGUUCCCCUUCGCAUAAUUGUUUUCUGUGUCAGUCAACUUUCGUUUUAUUGGAAAGUGUCAAAAUGAGCAAAUACGAGAACUACAACUCAACGUCUCGCAACUACGACACACAGAGGGUUCCAGUUGCCUCGGACACCAUCGCGGCCAUGCUCCAGUUCUUUACCAGCAAACAACUCAAGGAUAUCCAUGUCUUGGACGCAGGCUGCGGAACAGGCAACUACUCUAGUGCACUCCUUGAAGGGGGUCUUGGUCACGUGACCAUGAUUGACGCCUCCGGUGCGAUGCUACAGCAGGCGAGGGAUAAACUAGAGGACGCCUUGGCGGAUGGACGCGUCAAACAGAUGCUAGAAGUAAAACUACCGGAAAUACCGUUUCCAGAUAAUACAUUUGACGCCGUUAUGUUUAACAUGGUUCUCCACCAUCUAGAACCUCUAAACUCAAAAAAAUAAUGUUGGCUAUCCCGUCAUUUCCAAGGCGAUUACCGAAGCGAAACGAGUUAUCAAGAAAAACGGCGUACUCAUUGUCACCACCCAACUUCCGAAUAUCGUGAAAAACAACCUCUGGUUUACUCAAAUCAACGAGGAAAUCACAAACCGCUUCAUCAGCCGCUGGCCAGACUUGGAUUACUAUGAAAGUACUUUCUCCUGUGCAAAUCUUGAGCUGGUUGAAACUGUUAAUAUCCUAGCCAAGCACUACAUGAAAGAAAACGAUUUCUAUGAAGGCCCAUUGCAUGACUGGUGGCGAGAUACGGAGUCUUAUUGGGGUUUUGCAACGAAGGAGGAAUUAAAGGAAGUGAAGGAGAAGAUAUCAAAAUUGAAGGAAACAGGAGAACUGGAAGCAUGGGGAAAGGAAAGGGAUAGAGCCAGGACAGAAGGAUCGGUAACCUUAUUUGUUUGCAGAGCAAUGUAAUUGUUAGUGAUCAAAAGAGGGCCAUAAAUCGAAAGCGGAGGACACAGUAACAUAAUACAUUUUGACAGCAAUGUUAUUGGUCCUAGGCAAUGGAAAGGAAGAGAGCCAUGGCGAAGGUGACCGGAUGUCUUUCUUGUUUGCAAAGCAGCAUGUAAUUGUUGCUGGAAAGGUGAAAAUAUUUGAAAGUGACAGUGUGUAUACACUGUGUAUACCAAUUCACACUAUGUUUUAAAAGUGCAAAUACAUCAUCUAGGACUCUGACAUAACAUACUUUAUUGAUAAACAUCAAUGUGUUUUAAAAUUGACAAUGAUUUAUGAAACCUGUUAAAAGGUGUGCUAAUAAAUAUUAAAGUGACACUAUUAUUCAAAAUCAAUACAUACACAUGUAUAACAUACAUACAUUUGGAGUGAUAAUCCUUUAACUACUUACUAAAUAAUACAUUUAUUGGAAAUAUUAAUUGCUAAUAACAAGAUUGUAACCGUGUAUUUAAUAACUGAAACCUCAAAAAUAUUAAAUGAUUGGUGAAUGCUAAAAGAUUUACAGUGAUCUAUUAUAGUAUCAUAAGGUAGAAAUACCGUGUUUUUGUACAUUUCUUUCAAAUUAAACUCGGAAUCCUUCAUAAGAACCACUGUUUUUUUACAUUUAUUCAUCCUUUCUGGUAUAUUUAAACAAUUGUAUUUAUUGUGGUAAAUCUUAUUUGGGAGUAAAAGUGCAUCUUUAAUAUAAAUUAUAAAUGUAAAAUUAAACAAACAUGUUAACCAUGAUGUUUUAGCUGUGUUUUUUAUUACCAUGAAUAUUAAUUGUAUUAUAAA
Messenger RNA from Mya arenaria, 1753 nucleotides. RefSeq names its product ubiquinone/menaquinone biosynthesis C-methyltransferase UbiE-like. Lineage: Eukaryota; Metazoa; Mollusca; Bivalvia; Myida; Myidae. The record is from RefSeq and is a predicted model, not a curated record. The transcript has 4 exons. The coding region runs from base 94 to 480 and encodes 128 amino acids.